Spinacia oleracea (spinach) is the source of this 1281-nucleotide messenger RNA. RefSeq lists its product as uncharacterized. Gene Ontology annotation, molecular function: protein dimerization activity. Bases 16 to 1281 code for a protein of 421 amino acids. The transcript has 2 exons. Lineage: Eukaryota; Viridiplantae; Streptophyta; Magnoliopsida; Caryophyllales; Amaranthaceae. The record is from RefSeq and is a predicted model, not a curated record.
UCUCUUGUGAACUUGAUGAGGAAAUUCACAAAUCAAAGGAAUUUGCAUAGGCCGGCGGUUACAAGAUUUGCUACAUCUUUCAUUACUCUUGCUCAAUUUCAAAAGCAAAAGAGUAACUUGAGGAAGAUGGUUACUUCUCAAGAGUGGAAUACCUCUAAGUGGUCAAAGGAUGUGGGAGGAAAGAAAAUAGCAACAUACCUUUUGCGAGACACUUUUUGGAGAAAUGUCUUAUAUGCUCUUAAGUUGACCGGUCCACUAGUUAAGGUGCUUAGAAUUGUUGAUGGAGAGAAAAAGCCUCCUAUGGGAUAUAUUUAUGAAGCCAUGGAUAGGGCUAAGGAGACUAUCUCUAAGAGUUUUGGAAUGAAAGAGGAGAAAUACAAAGAAGCUUUUGAGUUCAUUGAUAAAAGAUGGAAUUGUCAACUUCAUCGACCUUUGCAUGCGGCCGGUUAUUAUCUAAACCCCGAGAUCCAUUAUGAUAAUGUUGAAAAUGUCGAAUGUGAAGAAGUGAUGUUGGGUUUGUAUGAUUGUAUUGGAAGGAUAGUUCCGGAUGUUGAAACUCAAGAGAAGAUUCUUUUGGAAUUGGAUUCAUUUAAGAAUGCCACCGGUCUCUUUGGUCAUUAUAUGGCUAUAAGACAAAGAAAGACCAAAUCCCCAGCGGAUUGGUGGUCUAGUUAUGGAUCUUCAACUCCCGACCUCAAGAAUUUUGCCAUAAAGGUUCUUAGCCUAACUUGUAGUGCUACGGGUUGUGAGAGAAAUUGGGGUGUUUUUCAACAACUUCACUCCAAAAAGAGGAAUCGGUUGGCACAAAGUCAUUUGAAUGACAUGGUGUAUGUGAAAGCUAAUCGAGCUUUAGAGCGUCGAUAUAAGAGAAAAGACACCAUUGAUCCCGUUCUUUUGAGAGAGAUUGAUGAGAGUAAUGAGUGGUUACUUGGGAGAAUGGAAGAGAAUUCUUCGGAUGAUGAAGGUGAUCUUGUAUUUGAGGGUGAUGACUUGACAUGGGCUAGUGUUAGUAGAGCCGCCGGAGCCAAUGAUCCAAUCUAUGGCACUAGAGGAGCAACAAGGGUUGCUAGGGAGUCCAUGCCAUCCUCAUCUAGAGUUGAUAAAGGAAAAGGUUCGGCUACUACCUCCACUUCUAAAUUUUCUCGUCGAGUUGUGAUUGUGGAUGAUGAUGAAGAGGAUGAGGAAGAAGAUAUUGGUGAAGAUGGAGAUUAUCUAGAUGAUGAGGAUGAGUAUGAUGCUAUAGAUGAUGAUGAAGAUUAUGAUGAUGAUAAUGAGCUCUAG